CUCGAUACGGUGAUCAAAGCCGAUCGAUACGCUCGAAGCAAUGACCGGGACCUUCCGAGUUGGAAUCAUAAAAGUGCGGACAUACAAAACAUCUUUCCAUAAAACAGAAAAAUAAUGGAUGAUCAUAUAAUAAGAUUCUUUGCAAACCAAGCUCCGACCUCACAGCAAGCCAUAGAAUUUAGCGAACUCAUCGUCACCGGCAUUGCGCCGGCUAACUUCAACGAUGCCCUGAAUCACGUUCGUGAUCUCGUCACCCACAAGCACAUUGACUCCGGAAGCGGUCCAGAAGUUACCGUCCGCCACCCAUCGAGCCUUCGUCACCCAUUGGAUGUUUUGAUUCUUUGUCGCAUCCUAAGUAGCCAAAGCGGAAAUGACUUGUCAGUCGUGGCACGCUUGUCUUCGAGCAAGCCUGCCUAGGCCAAGAGCCAGGACCCCGUACAGACCGAUCGGAAACCCUUCACACCUCCAGGGAUGAGGAUGAUGACGAACUUUCGUCACUUUUGACCUCAUCGUAUGCCCUGUCGGGAACGACUAAAGGUCCGAUAUGACUAGCACGGAAUGGUUCGCGCGAGUAAGCUAAGUAAAGGUGCUAAGAGGAUAGGCGAAUUUAGAAAUCGGUUGACAAUUCGGAGGAAUAAGAAGCUGAAGAGCUCGAUAGAUCCCUCGUAGUCCAAAUUGACCACGUUAUCGAAGAGACAAACA
Molecule: messenger RNA, 702 nt
Organism: Somion occarium
Lineage: Eukaryota; Fungi; Basidiomycota; Agaricomycetes; Polyporales; Cerrenaceae
Source: the annotation of a GenBank genome assembly